This is a messenger RNA of Corylus avellana, 968 nucleotides long. RefSeq lists its product as uncharacterized. Gene Ontology annotation, molecular function: metal ion binding. Lineage: Eukaryota; Viridiplantae; Streptophyta; Magnoliopsida; Fagales; Betulaceae. Gene Ontology annotation, biological process: protein histidyl modification to diphthamide. Gene Ontology annotation, cellular component: cytosol. The record is from RefSeq and is a predicted model, not a curated record.
GUCUCUCGCUCUCUCUCUCUCUCUCUCUCUCUCGACAGAUCGCAUCUCUCUCUCUCGGCAAAACGGUUCCCCACGGCGUCUCUCUCUGUAAACCGCUUGCCUCCGUCGUGCUCAAGAUUUGGUAUGAGUUUGAAGGUUUUCCACUCCGAUUCUGAGUUUGAGGGUUUUCCAUAACUUUCUCUCCCUCUUCGUGAAGGCUGAUCGCCCAAAGGAAUAAGAGCAUACAGGUUACACCGUUUGGAAAGAUUGGUUCAGCUCUCCCUUUUCCAGAGGAAGAAGUUGGAAUGCUUUUUUCUUGCCCCAGAAACAAGUCGCUGCUAUGCCAACUAGGGGAUUGAGCAAAAUGAAAAGUCAUGGCUUUCCAUCUUGGGUGUGAAAGAUAUCCGAUAACAAGCAACCUUCCUAUCAUGCUUCUUGGCGAGAACUCCAUUCUGGAAACCCACUACGAUGUUUUAUCUGUUAAAGAAGAUGCAAGCUAUGAAGAAAUUCGUACAAGCUACCGAUCUGCCAUCUUAAACUCCCAUCCUGAUAAGUUACAGAAGACAUCUGAGACAUCCAAGCCUGACCAUGAGUCAAGGGAAAGAUUUUUGAAGGUACAGAGAGCUUGGGAAGUCCUCAGCAAUUUGAGCUCACGGGCAGUUUAUGAUGGCGAGUUGCGAGCUCUGAGGCAGGAUGCCGUAACUGCAGAUGAUGUCAAUUUGGAUGAUAUGAUGGUUGAAGAUGUUGGAGAAGCCUUGGAGCUCUUUUACCAGUGCCGAUGUGGUGACUACUUCUCUGUUGAUUCUCUGGAGUUGGAAAAUUUGGGGUAUGUAUUGUUGAGAGACAGGAAUAAGAUUUCUUUGCAGACGCCAGAUGCUUCACCUGCAUCGGUGGUUCUUCCUUGUGGGUCUUGUUCUUUGAAAGUUCGGCUAUUGAUAAAUUCGGAUAUUUGUGUUUCAAUUGAUGAUCAAAUAUGAUUAUUGUUUUCA